CCGCCGCCGGCUUGUUGUCCGUCCCUGUUCUAUCCCGCAUCGCGACACGCGAUCGCCGCCUUUGUUUACCGUCAAACGCGCUCCUACUGCAGACCAGCUGAUUCACAGUGAUUUAUGUUCCUCAAGUUCUUUCGGUGAGAUCCUAGUUACCAGUGAGAUACAACAGUGAUUCAGUGCUAUUAGUUUUGAGUGUAGAUGGAGUAUAUCGCUAGCCCGUGAAGCGGCCGGCGCGGUGCGCGCGUCUCCGCAUAGUUCUGGUGCGAGUGGCCCGGCCAUGGCAGCCACGGCUCGCCGAGAGAUCGACACCGGCGAGGAGGACAUCGCCGCCAUCGCCAAACAGAUAUCGGAUCAUGCUGAGGCCAUUUACCAGACGUGGAAAGCGCGCGGCUUAGCACCAACAGAGAUUUUAUCUUGUAGACCUGCACCGCAAUUAAAGCUGGCGGAAAGUUUGCGAACUAAACCCAAACCGGAGCCAAAGCCGGAUUUAAAGCAAAGGCCCGAGUUUAGACGGGAACACCGACCAGAAAUAUUAAGAGAACAGAGGUCCGAAGUUAAAAGGGAACAAAGACAGGAGUCCCGACGAGAGAUACGUCCAGAGCCAGAAGGAGAAACAAUAGAAGUAAUACUACCUCCAGAUCUAGUGCCGCAAAGAAAUGGUACAGAAGGAGUAGGUGGUGGCGCUAGGCGCCCGGAUCCCGCAGCAAUGCGUCUAGAAGUAGCUCGUGAAGAAGAGCGGCUUCUCCGUGCAUUGCGUACAGGAGGAGUAGUAGCGGAACGAUCAGCCGAAAGGCCUGAUGUUGUACCGCCAAUUUCCCUUGUAGACUAUGCUAAAAGUAGAUAUCAAGAUCGGCUUGACACUGGAGCCAGAAAGCCUGCAGCCGGAGCAAGUGGCGAAAGGCGAGCUUCUCUUGGCUCUCAUGUUACUGAGGCUAGAUCUAAGUUUGAGGCACGAGCUCGUCGAGCUUCGAGUGCUGGUGCUGGUGAAACUACAACAGCUGCUGGAGGAGCUACACCAGUGCGGCCUUUCUUAACUCGUGGUUCGGUCGCUGAAAGAGUUUUGAUGUUUGAACGAUGUCCUAGUGAAGCUACACUUGAGCUUGCUAAAAGAAAAUCUCCAGCGGCUACGACGUGGCGGGGACCCCACGAUGUCAUCAAUAAAGCACAGAAUUACGCAGCUUCAACGCCUCCGAAGCCGUCGUCUGCGCCGGCGCACACGACUCUCCAGCGCACAGUCCGGGGCGCCGCCAAUAGUGGGGCGCCCGCGCGGGUCAUCCCCCGGUUCCACUUCCCCAAGGGCCGGCCCCCGCCUGCACACCAGCAGGACCAUGCACUACAUAAAGUGCAGUCCGCCUUUGCCACAUUUCCUAAUAGUCAGGUUCCUCGCGAGAGCUUCAAGCACAUAGUGAAGGCGUGCGAGUGCCCGCUGUACUGGAAGAUGCCCCUCUUCCUCGCCACACAGCAGAGUCUGCACGCCCCAGUAGAUGGCCACAAAUUCAUUGAUUUCUGGAGAGAAAUGACUUCAAACUGCCACGACCAGGCUUCUCGGUUCGUGUACAUCCUUACCCGGGGUAAAAGCAAUACCCUGGCUCAGGAGGACUUCGUGCCGCUGGUCCAGGACGUAGUGGACACUCACCCAGGGUUGUCCUUCCUUAAAGAAGCAACAGAGUUCCACUCAAGAUAUGUGCAUACUGUGAUCGCUAGGAUAUUUUAUUGUGUAAACCGGUCUUGGUCCGGUAGGAUAUCAAUCCCUGAGCUGAGGAGGUCAAAUCUUCUCCAAGUCAUCCAAUUGUUGGAAGAUGAGGAGGACAUUAACCAAGUCACACAAUACUUUAGUUAUGAGCAUUUCUACGUAAUCUACUGCAAGUUCUGGGAGCUGGACAGAGACCACGACUUGUUCAUUGACAAACAUGAUCUCGCGAGACAUAACGAUCACGCAUUAUCGAGUCGUAUGAUCGAGCGAGUUUUGUCCGGCUGCGUGACGAGGGGUAACCAGAACAGACUGACACCUGAUGGUGAACCCAGGAUGUCCUACACUGAGUUCGUGUGGUUCCUCCUAGCUGAAGAAGACAAGACUCAUCCCACUGCCAUCGAAUACUGGUUCAGAUGUAUGGACGUAGACGGCGAUGGAUACAUAUCCAUGUACGAGUUGGAGUACUUCUAUGAGGAGCAGAUGCAGAGGAUGGAAGCCAUCGGUAUUGAGACAUUGCCCUUCAACGACUGCUUGUGCCAGAUGCUGGACAUGGUCCACCCAGCGGAGGAAGGCAAGAUCACCCUCACUGACCUGAAGAGGUGCAAGCUGACUCCAAUAUUCUUCGACACCUUCUUCAAUUUGGAGAAAUACCUGGACCACGAGCAACGUGACCCCUUCGCCACACAGAGGGACUCUGAUUGCGAGAUGUCGGAAUGGGAUAGGUUUGCAGCUGAAGAAUAUGAACUGUUGGUGGCUGAGGAGGGUGGCAGCGACGCGCAGGAUCAAAUCUCUUACGAUGAAACAGACGAAGGUCUUUCUCCCAACAUGGAUGACUACACUAACACUGAGGUCGUCGAGGACUCCAGCGUGGAAGAAUCGACUUUAAGCGAGGGUGGGCCCUUAUGGCGCGAACCAACCAGCGCGGGCUUUGUUAAUCUUAGCUCAAUAUACUCCAUUGGCGGUAACGACAAAUGGGCUAAUCAACCGAACAAAAAUGGCUUCCCAGAUAAAAAACUCCCUGAGAAACCUGUCCCACCCGAAAAACCUGUCAGCCUCAUGAUGGUCAAUGGAAAGACGGACAAUAGAUACGCCGGCUUCGGUAACAACAGCUUUCUAUACUCCCAUUUAUUAACUGGCGGCGCUCGAGCCAAAGAUCCACCUUCGUACACGGCAGCGACAAGCGGGGCACUAUUCGAAAAAGAAAGAGCGACGUCUCCUAAACCUAAAUCACCAGUAACUAGUCCCGUUAAUGGAGUUAAUAAAAUAUCUGAUAAUUAUGAAAGAGCUGUCGCUGAAAGACUCAGUCCUCAACGGGAAACCGCUAGAAACCGCAGUAGUCUGUUCAGCAAAGUGAAUACUGGCAUCGUUUCUAGUAAAAUUAAAAAGAAUAUUCGAAACGACGAAGACGACGAGGAUUAUGCGCGCGAUAGUGAUGAGUGCUCUAUAUAGGUCCCGACUACUUUCUCAGUGAACACCAAAGAUAAUGUGCAAUUCGUAAAGCGGUAGGUACUCAUUAGUAACCAAGUAACACUUGUUGUGUUUGAACAGAGAAAUAUUUUUUCAGCGUAUCCUAGUGGUCGAUACGUGCCUUGUGACAGUGUAGCAGUAGACGAACCGAGUGAAUUUAGCCAAGUGACUUCGGAAGACGUAAUACUAGACUAGUUGCAGCAUUUCAUUAGUAUAGUAUUUGUGUAUUAUGAGAAUUAACCAGUGUUCUUUUGAUGAUUGUUUAUGUGUCAAUAUCUAAAGCAUAUCAAUCAAAUUUGUUUUCAUUUGCAUGGAAACUUUGUAUAUUGUCAUUAUAUGUUCUUUGUUUUAUCACCUAGAAUCAUUCGUCAUAAUAAAACGAUUAUUCUAUAUUCAUCCGUCAUUAAAGGAAACAUUCAUAUCAUCACUCCCUCCAGUCCAAAUUAACAUAAAUUUAAAUUUCUUAACAUACUCCCAAGUUGAUUUAGGGAAAAUGCAAUAUUACUCAACCAUGUCUAAAACACUAUGACCACACAAAUAUUCGAAAGACCAAGUAACAAUAUUACAAAAAGAUCAUAUUUGUAACAAAAAUAUCAUUAACUCGUACAUAAUCGUCCAUAACGCUUUAUUUAUUAAUUUAACAAAACAAAUCAGUACGAUAAUCACGCACAGAAUAUUUAGUUUAGAAUAGUUAAACUUGUAAUGAGUAUUUUUGAUAACGGACCGGCAGAUAUUUUGUAAAAGCCUAUGGAAUACUUGUUCCAGGAUUGAGUGGUGUCAAAUUUAUAAUAUAGUGUAGAAAACGAAAAAAAUAAACGUAAGUUUAACGUAUUAUAGUAGAGAGAACACAUAGUACGUGGCAGAUCAAACAUUUCAAGUGAAUGGUUCCAAAAUGUUAUCUCAGUUAAAGGACUACCAAUCCUUGCAACAACAAUUUUCGGAUAAUGUUAUUCAUAUGAACAAGAUAUCAAAUGAAAGCAAUAAUAUCCUAAGUAUAUGCGAACAAUGCAGUUGUGAAUAAUGAGUUCAUGAUGUGAUGCCUCUCUUAUCCGCCAUUAUCAACCUAACAUUAUCCGAAUCUUGGCAAUAAAAAAACAAAUGUAUACAACAAAAAGUAUACAGUAAGGAACAUGAAAAUGCCGUAAGUAGCGACUACCUCGAGUAGUAAAGUUGAAUAUCUGACUACCAUAUACCUUGAAAAAUUAAUAGAUUGGCCUUAAGGUUCGUAACCACUUACGUAAAAACAAAGUGCUCGUAGUAAAAGCUGUAUAAUAAGCUUCUAGAUAAUGCUAGGUAGAUGUUACCCUUUACUCUAGUCUUCCGGUGCUGACGCCGAACUGGCCAUCUGCCAAUAUAUUAUGAAAAGUCAACACACAUAAAAACGCAACUUUUAUCAAAUUCAAAUACAUGGGGUCAAUUGGAUGCCAUAAAGUUUAAUGGCAUAAGUUUGGAUCUUUUCACGUAAGCUUUCAAAGUGAAUCCAUAAGCGAAAGAAUGAUACAUAGGUACUCCGAUUUCUGAUAUCUGUCGACUUAGAUUCUUCCACCAGGCAUGUGCUACAAGUAUGAUACGAAGAUGUGUUAAGCUAAGCUUGGAAACAAUAAUGAUUGUUUUCACUAAAACUGUAAUUUUCUUUGUGUAUUAUAAAGUGCCGUCGAGUGAAAAAUAUCGAAGAGGUGGCAAGGCUUACUUAAAAUAGCAUAGCAAUGAAAACUGAAUAUGUACUAAGUACCUAUGUAUUACAUAUCUAAACUUCGAAACAUAGCGCAGCACAUUUUUUGUUGGGAAAACAGAGAAACGGUUGACCAAACCAAAACAUACUCGCCUAGUAUUUUCAAAAUGUCUUAAAGUAUGUUAUUGAAAUGAGUUAUGUAAGUAUAUGUAUAAUUUCGUUGUUUAAUCGUGAGUUUAUCUCACCAUCGGUAAGCUAGUAAUUUCCUUGUGGGUUUGUGUUAUUAUAAAGGAAAUGAUUUCUAUUUUGUAGUUUCAAAAACUAAAUUAUGAUGUAAUCGUACAUUUAAAAUUUAUGUGCCUCAUCUAAACAUUUAAUCAAAAAAUAGACCUAACGUUUUUUAAUCUUAAGUAUUUCUAUUAGGCACUUCUUUCUUACUAAUAUUACUAGUCAAUUUCUAUAUCUAUAUACCUAUCUUCAUUUAUAAUCCUCAACCGAACUUAUUUUACCAAGUAUUAACCAAAAUGAUUGUUCACAUUGUUAUGAAUUUUAUUAAUACGUUGUGUACUGUUAUCUUAGUAUAAUUUUAUUGAAUUUUAUGGUAUGUUUUAAAUACCUACCAAUUUGAGCUUAGCUAUUUAAAGUUGAAUAAUUUAGUCCUAAUUUAGAUGUUAGGUCUUUAUACUUAAGUUACCGAAUAUAAUGGCGAUUAGUAAGUACCUACCUACCUACCUUACUUGGUGUUUUUAACUGACUUGGUUUUGAGGUUUCGAUGAUUAAGCAAAUGUAUUAAACUUGGCCUAUUUUAACUACUUAUUUUUCUUUCUAUUCAUGUUUUAAAAUCUACAGAUAAAAAUUUUACUCAAAGUCUUCUCAACGUAACAAUUACCCUUUUCUUCGUUGUAGAAGAUAGGUACUAUGUACUGGCAUCAGUAGAAAUGGUAGUUUUGGUAUUAGCUUUUUUAUGCUAUUUCCGUCAUUAGAAGCUGCAUUUGUUUAUGCAGAUUUUUGCUAUUAAAAGACCAAUCAAUUGAUAAUAAAAUAUUUGUGAUUAUUGGCUAUUGAAAUAUGGAUGCUUCCAGUUUAAACCCCAAGCCAUUAUGAAAAUAGUGCCAUUAAAUACGUAUUUAUGGGAGUUGAAUGAAAUGGUACGCUCGCAUUCGAAAGUAUUUUUAUCUCAUUAAAAAAUAUAAGGCAAAGUUGUUAUCCUUUCACGUAGCGGUCAGUUAUGGAAUCUGCAUUUGUAAAUUGUUUUCGUAUCAUAAGAACACGAAUGGAUUUUAUUAAUUUAUUGAUUACGAAAAGCCUAAUAUUAUUGUAGAAAUUUUAACUUAAUUUGUUAAACGGUUUACUGUAUGUUAUAUUUAAUAAUCGUAUAGUAUUAUUAUAUAGUAUCUAUCUACCUAUCACUUUUUUGGUAUUGUGUAGUUAUGCUACCAACCAUGUUUUAACAGUGUUUAUACCUUAACGAAUUUAACGAGUGUUUUAGUUACAACAGAAUAGACUUCAGCCUUAGAGAAUCAAUAACUUUAUGUUUAUAGUCGAGUAGGUGAUGCAUACAAAACCGUAAUUUUAAGAUUUUUUUACAAGAAAUACCCAGUUAUGAUCGUGGUGUGUUGAAGAAUGACGGUGGUAUUGUUAAGUAUCCUAAUAAAGUACAUUAUUGUAUUA
Amyelois transitella is the source of this 6500-nucleotide messenger RNA. RefSeq names its product serine/threonine-protein phosphatase 2A regulatory subunit B'' subunit beta. The record is from RefSeq and is a predicted model, not a curated record. NCBI's taxonomy places the organism in Eukaryota, Metazoa, Arthropoda, Insecta, Lepidoptera, Pyralidae. Gene Ontology annotation, molecular function: protein phosphatase regulator activity; calcium ion binding. Gene Ontology annotation, cellular component: protein phosphatase type 2A complex. Gene Ontology annotation, biological process: protein dephosphorylation. Bases 275 to 3139 code for a protein of 954 amino acids. The transcript is spliced from 11 exons.